UACUGCUAAAUUACAAACCACUGUGCUUCUAGUCAUCCUUUUGCAGCCCCACAUUUCAUCCCUGAGCCCCUGUUGGAAAAGGCUACACUCCCCCCUUCAUUUUUUGCCUUUUGUUUCCGAGGUGGAGCCUGAUACCCCGACUUUACCAAACUGAACUGCCGGCGGAGCAGACGGACAAGAGAGGACCAGAAGCAGCAGUCGUUGGCACAGCUCUGGGACGCAGCAGCAGAUCGGGGGAGGGAACAUACAAGGCGGCUGCAAGGAGAAGGAAGAAGAAGAAGGAUUUGGGGGGGGAAGCGCUUUGCACGGUUUGACAUUCAUUUUCAUCACGAGAAAAGAUGAAUUCUUUCAUCCUGCUGUCGCUUUUUGCCACGAUCAUCGCCGGAAAGUCACCUCGGCUGAAAUUUGUGGUGCACGAGCCCUCUAGGUUCCACUUCAGCAAACCCGAGAACUACAUCAGCAUGUACCACCAGGAAGGAAGCGACACAAUCUACGUGGGCGGCCGGGCAAUGGUCUACGUUUUGACGUUCACUGACAGAGAUGUCCGAGACUUUCAGAUCCCAGUGGCAUCCGAUCAGACUGCAAUUGACACCUGCAAGGCAAAGGCGGCACCGCUCGAGCUGGAGUGUGAUAAUUUCAUCACCGUCAUUCAGAAAGUAAAUGACACAUUCAUAGUAUGUGGGACAAACGCUGGGAGCCCCAGGUGCUGGAUGCUGGUAAAUGACACGGUGCUGACUGACGUCCAGGGUGCAGGGCAAAUAGCCUCAGCCUCUGACAUCUCACCACCCUACCCUUCCCAGAAGUCUAUCACUUUGCCUGCAGAUGGGAGUCUGUAUUCUGCUAUGUCGUCGGUGGGAGGCUCCGCCGGCUCGAUCCGGCGUACGUUUGGCCCCCAGAAACUCCUGAAGACUGAGAACGUUUGGCUGCUGAAUCCACAAUUUGCUGGUGCAGCCAUUAUCCCAUCUUCGGAAAAGUUCAAAGAGGAGAUCUACUUCUUCUUCAGCGAGUUCAACAAGACAGCCAGAGUGGAUGAGGAGCCAUACAGGGCCCGGAUUGGCCGGAUUUGCACGGUGGAUGAAGGAGGCAUCAGAGCCCUGCUGGCAGACUCUUGGACCACGUUCAUGAAGGCACGGGUGAUGUGCGGUGCAGGAAACACUCAGCAGCAGUACAACAACAUGAAGCAGGCAGUGGUGUUGACCGCUCAGGACAAGAGGGCUGGGGUCCUGUAUGGCCUUUUCUCCAAUGCAUGGGGCAGAACAGUGAUCUGUGCCUACUCCAUCGAAGCUAUUGACCAGGCCUUCUCCACGUCUAAACUGAAAGGCUACAGCAGUCCAUUCACUGGCAGUCGCCCUGGGAUGUGUGUCCGCAAAAACCCGUUGACGGCGGAAGGUCAAAACAACAUCAAAAACUUAGGGGUGAUCAGAUACCACCCAGAAAUUGAAGAUGUGAUCCAGCCCGUCGGCGUGGCUCCACUCGACCUCCCCACAGAUGACCAGAUCACACAUACAGUGGCGGACAUCGUCAUGGCGGUCAAUGAUGAGCACUACAGCGUCCUGUACGUCGGAACAGAACAAGGCAAAGUUCUCAAAGUUCUUCAUACAAGCGAUGAGGUCUUCAUCGUAUCUCAGUACUCUCUGUUUCACAACGAGGGCCCCGUUCUAAACAUGGCCAUCGACUCCCAAAAGGGACAUCUGUACGUUGGUACAGCGAUGGAGGUCCAGCGACUGCCGCUGGCUGACUGCGGUCGCUAUGGCGACACAUGCAGGGAGUGCAUCCUUUCUAGAGAUCCAUACUGCGGCUGGGACAAGGCCAGGAGGAAGUGCAUCGCCAUCCCGCCUGGAUACAACGUCACAUCUGGGGCGCUCAUUCAGAAUCUGGACCAUUCGAACUCCUCAGUUUGCGGGGAAGCUGCUGCUCUGAAGCUGCGCCGAACUUCCCCUAAAGAAGUGGUGGUGCCAUUCAACACCUCCAUCUUUCUGCCCUGCCCUGUGCGCUCCUUCCACGCCACCUACCGCUGGGAGAAGGACAACUGCUUCAAGAACUACCCCUGCCUCUUCUCUGGAGACUUCUGUGUCCUGGGGCCAGUAGUUGACACUCCCCUGAAGGAAGGUGUCUUCCGCUGCAUGGCCACCGAAGACGGAUUUAAGGUGGAGGUUAUAUCCUUCAGGCUGGUGAAUGAUGGCAGGCCCCUGGCUGCCUCUCUUACCUCUACCUUGGGGCUUUCACUGUUGCUCGCUGUGGCUACCCUGUGGCUUCAUUAAUGCAGCUAACACUAAUGCUAACUCCUCAUCCUUACUGGCUCCCAAUGACAGGAAAGACAAGGAGCCAUUGUUCAGAGGUCAGGUUCGCAGAGCAUUGAAGUACAUGGUUGGGUUGUACGGUGAUGAUUCACCUUUUUCUAUUUCGGUUUUUAGAUAAAGAGUCUUGAAAUAUCUGUGAAUAAGGGAUUAAAAUUCUAUAUUUUUUAGCCUAAAGCAACAUAUCUGCAACCGCAGCUGUCUUAAGAUCAAAACUGGAAAAUACAUACAUUAACAUUUAAACUAAAGUGACUAGGAGUUACUGUCCACGAACUGGCAUGUCUUUCAAGUUUAAACUUGAUUCAACCAUAAUUAGAUGCUUUGCGAACCUUUCCUCUCUGACUUAAAAAAAAGAGAAACAUAUCCUACGAGUUGGGCAAAAAACACCAAUACCAGGCCAAUUCUUUUUACCAUUUCUCUACUUAUUUUGAAAUUGACUUGAUCGUGCUUAUUUGUGAAUAUGUAAACCUUUAAUACCGCUGUUACAUCUAAUCAUUCAUCUUGUUAAACUUCACUGGUAUAGCUCAUUAGUACUUAGAAAAAUGUCUGGUAUUGAGAUUUAAAAAGCCUUAACACUUCUGGGACAUAAACUCCUAAGCACAAUUUUGCAGUUGAGGCAGAAUACUGCAGACUCGGUUGGACUUGGCGCUAUAAUUAGUGCAGCUGAGUCUAACAACAUCGCUGGGAGGAAGUGUCAGCUUUUUGACGGGAAGUAGGCGGAUGGGCAAGAGCUCAUCCUCAAACAUCACUGUGUCUCAGCACCUCCUCCUCAGACAAGGCAGUUUCUUGCAUCUUUUUAGCAGAUGGUAUCAGACAUCGUUAUUACGCCUUGUUCACAGCUUUGUCCGUUGUUUUUCUUUUUACAUGCCAUCGUCUUUCCUCCUCCCCAGAGCAUCAGCACAAACCACUCGCUCUUACAGGAUGUGAAAAACACCACAACGUCGCCCACAAUACCUUUGGAGCAAAAGUUCCACAAUGUUAGCAGUAAGGAGCAAACCGCCCUCAGAGUCUUUCAAUACCAUUAAAACUCUACAAUUAUUAAUCUCUGUUAAUCAAUACAAACGUCCACAAUCUGGUUGCAAGUCAUGCCAAACAGUGAUCUUUCUGCUAAUUCUGAAUAAGCUGGCGGCAAAUCAUUAGUGGAAGAACACUAUGUCCAUCAGGUUUUGGGAAAUGGAGCGAAGGCCACUACGGCAAAGAGGAGCUAAUGUGCUGCAAGUGAAACACGAUUCCUGUCAGCUCGACAAUGCGUAAAGAUGUGAACAAGGUGUUACGCUAUUGCAAUUACAAUAACCGCAGACUUAGAUUAUCAAAGGGGCAGAUGAAGCUCAUGGAACUGCAAAGUAGAGUUGCAUUUCAUAGUUUGCCAGGAGAAAAAAAGGCUUGUACUUAAAUCUGUGAAGUAUAUUCUGUAUUUUAUUGCUCUGCAGAUGCCAAUUUCAACCAUUGCUGCCUACGUAUGUGACAGUUUGUCUUGAUGGUUUGGGUUUUUAUGCCAUAGUUAGAAUGUGAUAUGUAACCAUUGACUGCUUUGCCUCUUUCCCCAGGGACAUCAGUGCAAACAGACGACAAAAUUGUUAUUUUUCAUACUUGUAUCUUUAUGCUGUGAAACAAAAAGACUUGACAGAUUCUUCGCUGGUGUGCAGCAGCAACCACAACCAGCAGUGAGAACAGUGAGUUUAGGAUCAAACAUCGCCCUACGCAGACACCUGCAGCAUCAUCCUUUCAUAUAUUUCUUUGAUAACCUUGGAAACAAUAUAUUAAGCGGACAGAUUAAAUCGGAAUGUGGAAAGAACAAGUAGUGAAUGUCGCUGGGGUUCAGCUCUGCAGCACUGAAAUGCCAAAAACUCUGCCAAACCUAAUGAAUACUGAUCAGCUGACUAAAGAAGUAGACUUAUGUGGCGAAUAAAUUAUGCAGCGGAUUAGCAAGUCCUCCAGAGCUUUGAGAAUUAUCACUCACUAAUAGUGCAUAAAUCUGGUCACACUAAGCCUUCCACAGUGGCAGAAAUGUCAUUAAUAGCUAAUUACACAAUGGACCCGGCUCGACAUGUCCUGUAUUAAAGAAUUUAUUUGACACCGUCAGGGAUACAGACGAGCGAGCAUGUUCUCAACUGUGAAAAUCAUGAGUUGUGUUUCUCACUCGGCUUGGUUGUGUGUUGCUGCUCAGGGGAUCUGCUUGCUUUCUGCAUUGCACUGACGCGGGCUACUGACUGUGCCACAAAAAGAGGAGGAAAAAAAAUGGAAAAACAAAGCUGUGUUAAGCCUCAUCCGGCCGGUGCUUAUCGCUUCAUCUUACGUUCGUUUGCAAAAAAUCUCUCGCUCCCUGCCUUGCAUAAUAUUUUGUGUCAGACAAACCCUAAGCACGUGUACAACAUCGGUCUUCCUCACAGCCAAACACAGAAAUACUGCAGGUCUAACAUGCAUAUUAAUCGUCUUUGUGUCUCUGUGUCACCACCAGGGUGGGAAAUUAACACCAGCCACCAGACUUUGGCAGGAAAUUAACUCGUACAGACAUGCUCAAGGCAUUUUUUUUUCCUGAAUAACUUCUUUAUAUUGUAAAUUUAACUGCUAAGUACUGUAUGUGUUGAUGUGAUUAGAUUGAGAGAGUUGUUACCACAGGACACAUUGGGAAGAGAGGCCUAUGCCAUCCAAUUCUAAUGAGGCAAAUUAGCCUGGUAUCAUAAGCUUCUUCACUGAGCCCCAUGUCCAUACUAUAUGCUUCCAGAGACCACCAGAAAAACAGCAGCAUUCAUUCAUCAUGCUUUCAAAAAAACUGCUGUACGUUGGACUUAAAACUUUGCUGUCAUGCAGACAAUUACUGUCUUGUCUGAUUAGAUGGCAUGGCAAUGCUAUCCAUGUCACUUCCAUCAUAUCCCAUCAGCUGCAGAACGUUGGUUCAUUUUAUCAUGAUUGUGAUUCCUUAGUAAGAUUUCAAGUCAAAUGGUUCAUUUUGGAUGAACUUACUCUUGAUGGAAACAUCUAACUGGUCUCCAGCAAAGUCCCAAGUUCACCAUUUUUUGUAACAACAGCUGCUUAUCAGCUAUUUUAUGGAAUGCCAACUACUUCAUUAACUGCUGUGAUUUUUGCAUUUUGCCAUGAUGUUGCAGUCAGGGGAGACCUUGUAUACUAGCUUUUUACUUAGUAACAACACUAUUUAAUACUGCUGUCAAGUUAAAUGUAACAUCCUGUUGAAAAAGUGAAGUAACUAUAGAUAUCAAAUGAAUGUAGUAACUCAAAACUGUAAGUACAGUACUUCAGUAGAUGCAUUCACAGUAAUUAGUUACUUUACCUCUGACUUCUGCAAGUAUUUUGUUAUUGUAACUACACACAGAAAUAAUCUACUCGACCACUGCAGAAUAUUAAAAAUUGUACCAUGUCUAAGCCAAUGGAUGAAGCUUUAUUAUAGUGUGGAUUUGGGACAUAGGGCUUCUUUACUCACCAGGAGGGAUGACCUAGUGACAGAGUGUUAAAUAAGGCCACUGACUCGCCCUCUUUGGGUAGGUGGAAUCAGGCCCUCAUCAUUCAGCAUUUUACCCAAUCAUCCGUCUACACCGGACAGGGCAUUGCUGUAAAAUCCACACUCGUGCCACUGAAAUUUAUAGCAUUUACCCACACUUGCUGGCAUGAAAUGCCAUCUCCAGUCAAGUCCAUUCAAGUCCUUGCUUUGAUAUGGAUAUUCUCGUGGCUGCUAUAUCGAAAGUCAGCUAUCACUCACUCACAUCUGUCAUCAUCAGCCAGUCUGAUAAAGGCUAAUCCCCUUCAAAGCAAGCUCUUGAUUUUGCCUUCAGGAAACUUUUUUCUUUCUUUUUUUUUUUUGUGGAUCACGCUAUCUGCUGUAAACGUCGAGUGAGGCGGGUUGCUGUUUUGUUCGCUCUGGGGUUUUGAGUGUCGAGUACUGUACAUGAUGUGCGCUCAUGAUUCUGUGUCUUAAUAUAUCUAAUUUUAAAAAGUAACAUGUCAAACUCUAUUAUAUUAAAAAAAGGAGAGAUUUAUAUUUGUGCCAUGCCAGUCUAAUACCAUCUCAUAACAUGUAUUUUUAAGUAACAGAUAUCUAUAGUGCAAUAGAUAUUCAUGUAACAAAUCCAUAUUGACAUUUGUUUCCCCGAACAUGUGCGGUGAAAAUUAAUAAAAUAUAAGAAUAAAGAAA
Acanthochromis polyacanthus (spiny chromis) is the source of this 6444-nucleotide messenger RNA. RefSeq lists its product as uncharacterized. The record is from RefSeq and is a predicted model, not a curated record. The coding region runs from base 339 to 2261 and encodes 640 amino acids. Gene Ontology annotation, molecular function: chemorepellent activity; semaphorin receptor binding. NCBI's taxonomy places the organism in Eukaryota, Metazoa, Chordata, Actinopteri, Pomacentridae. Gene Ontology annotation, biological process: semaphorin-plexin signaling pathway; positive regulation of cell migration; negative regulation of axon extension involved in axon guidance. The transcript is spliced from 14 exons.